Columba livia (rock pigeon) is the source of this 1820-nucleotide messenger RNA. Its product is annotated as keratin, type I cytoskeletal 19. Gene Ontology annotation, cellular component: cytoskeleton. Bases 144 to 1538 code for a protein of 464 amino acids. The record is from RefSeq and is a predicted model, not a curated record. Gene Ontology annotation, biological process: intermediate filament organization; epithelial cell differentiation. Gene Ontology annotation, molecular function: structural molecule activity. NCBI's taxonomy places the organism in Eukaryota, Metazoa, Chordata, Aves, Columbiformes, Columbidae. The transcript is spliced from 8 exons.
GAGAAAUUUUGGAGGGAGGGCUGCAGGUUGGGUUUGUCUCUGAACACCCCGUUUUGUGGCUAUAAAAGCAGCGCCGGGGCAGUGAAGACACAUCCUCUCCUCUUCCCCAUCAAGCUGAAUAACUGAGCUCAGCACCUUCAGCUAUGGCCACCUCCUUCAUGCACAGCUCUUCUUCAACCUACGGCGGUGGCUUUGGGGCUGGUGGCAGCACUCGCCUGUCCUCGGUGCGAGCAGGAGGAACCUGCCGAGCUCCGAGCAUCCACGGAGGAUCCGGUGGCAGGGGUGUCUCCAUCUCCUCGGCUAAGUGUGUCACCUCUGGAGGAGGUGGAUAUGGGUUUGGUUGUGGUUAUGGAGGAGGCUACGGUGGCUUCGGUGGAGGGGCUUGCUAUGGUGGAGGGUCUGGCUUUGGUGGAGGGUCCGGCUUUGGUGGAGCUUUUGAUCUUGGUGCUACCUUUGGUGGUGGUGAUGGCCUUAUCUCUGGAAAUGAAAAGAUAACUAUGCAGCAUCUGAACGACCGCCUGGCUUCGUACCUGGCCAAGGUGCGAGCACUGGAAGAGGCCAACUCAGACUUAGAAGUUAAAAUCCGGGAGUGGUAUCAGAAGCAAGCUCCCACCAGCCCAGCCCGGGACUACAGCAACUAUUACAAGAUGAUUGAAGAUCUCCGAGACAAGAUCCUCGCAGCUACUGUGGACAAUUCCAAAGUGGUUCUGGAGAUGGACAAUGCCAGGCUGGCUGCAGAUGACUUCAGAAUGAAAUAUGAGAACGAGUUGUUCAUGCGCCAGAAUGUGGAGGCCGACAUCAACGGGCUGCGCAGGGUCCUGGACGAGCUGACCCUGGCCAGAACUGACCUGGAGAUGCAGAUCGAGAACCUGAAGGAGGAGCUGGCCUAUCUCAAGAAGAACCACGAGGAGGAAAUGAAAGAGUAUUCCAAUCAGCUCACUGGAACAGUCACCGUGGACCUUGACGCUGCUCCUGGUGUCGACCUGACCCGAAUUCUCGCGGACAUGAGGGCACAGUAUGAAGCUCUGGCUGAGAAGAACCGUAAAGAUGUUGAGGCCUGGUUCGUGACUCAGACUGAGCAGCUGAGCCACGAAGUAGCCACCCACACCACAGAGAUAGAGACCGGCAAAUCGGAGAUCAUAGAACUGAGACGCUCGGUGCAGGGUCUGGAGAUUGAGCUGCAGUCGCAGCUCAGCAUGAAAGCCGGACUGGAAGCCAGUUUGCGAGACACAGAAGCACGAUACUGCGCACAGCUGGCCCAGAUUCAAGCCCUCAUCACUGGCCUUGAGGAGCAGCUGUGCGAACUCCGGAGCGACAUGGAGAACCAGAACCACGAGUACAAAAUGCUCAUGGACAUCAAGAGUCGCCUGGAGCAGGAAAUUGCGACGUACCGCAAGCUGCUGGAGGGCCAGGACUCCAUAACGUCAACAGUGAACCCGAAGGACGCAAUGUCUGGAAGAGUUCGCGGGAGCGUGGAAGAUGAUAGAAGAGCUACUACUACUACUACUACUACUACUCUUGAUAGGAGAUUCCAAUAAAGAAAUACUGAAUCUCCUCUUGCAUCUGACACCACAUAGAACCCAAGCAGCCUACACAUGGGCUAAUGCUAAGAGAAAAAGCCUUCUACUCUCGCCAAAUCACAAGAAUGUAAUCCAAGAGCAUGCAAAAGCCUGAUGUCUUUCCUCACAGUUGUUGUCCCUGUUCAGACGAUCAUUUGGCUCUAUGGGUCAGAUGACAAGCUGGUUUUCUGUCAGUAGCUAUAGAGCUUCCUUAAGAAAGAACAUACACAAUAAAGUUUCUGUUCUGCUUGUGCAAAUACA